Molecule: messenger RNA, 474 nt
Organism: Wallemia mellicola CBS 633.66
Lineage: Eukaryota; Fungi; Basidiomycota; Wallemiomycetes; Wallemiales; Wallemiaceae
Exons: 2
Coding region: 14-424 (136 amino acids)
Biological process (GO): intracellular protein transport
Cellular component (GO): mitochondrial outer membrane
Source: RefSeq, a predicted model, not a curated record
AGAAACACCCAAAAUGGUACAAAUACAAGAACUCAAAAGUGAGGAUGAAUUCACCGACGAAGAAUUUGAUAGCGAAAUUGAAGAGGAAUUAGACGUUGAAGAUGAAUUUGAUCCUAGCGAUGAAAGCCUCGCUGAUAGAAUAUCCGCAUUGAAGGAUAUCAUUCCAUUAGAGACUAGAAAUUCAAUCAAAGAGAAGUUCACUAACAGUGUAGCAUUCACAAGAAAGUCUUCAAAAGUAUUAGGAAAUCUCAUUUGGAUCGUCACCACAUCUAGCUUGCUCGUUGGAUUGCCAUUAGCAUUGGCUAUUGAAGACGAGUCAAGAAUUUCAAUGGAGGAGAAAUCCUUAUUAGCCCAACAAUCUGGACAACAAGAGAUGUUAGGAGAAGAAUCCAAACAACAGGGUAUCGUCGCACCCGGCUUUUAAUCUUUCUUUGUUACCUCCAUGUUUAAAUUAAAUAAGUUUAAAAAUACGUU